Penicillium olsonii is the source of this 897-nucleotide messenger RNA. NCBI's taxonomy places the organism in Eukaryota, Fungi, Ascomycota, Eurotiomycetes, Eurotiales, Aspergillaceae. The record is from the annotation of a GenBank genome assembly.
AUGUUCCAAACCGCCCGCUGCUCCCCUCUUUUCUUCCGACUCCCCACACUUCUCUUCCGUCCCAGAUUCCAUUCCACCAUGACCGCCCUCAUUGAAGAAGCCAAGCGCGCGGCCGCAAAGGUCGCCGUUGAGAAGCACUACCCUCAGGAUGCCCGCUGGGUUGGUAUCGGCAGUGGUACCACCAUUGUCUAUGUGGUUGAGGCCAUUAAGGCUCUCGGCGUGGACACCUCCGCCACCAAAUACGUCCCGACCGGUUACCAGUCCAAGCAGUUGAUUAUCGGCGCCGGUCUGACCGCCGUUGAAUUUGACAGCAUUCCCUCCGGUACAAUCUUUGACGUGGCUUUCGACGGUGCUGAUGAGGUUGACGAGGACCUGAACUGCAUUAAGGGUGGCGGCGCCUGCUUGUUCCAAGAGAAGAUCGUCGCUAUGCAGGCCAAGGAAUUCGUCUGCGUUGCCGAUCACCGCAAGCUCCAACCCCGCCUCCUCACGGGUUGGAAGACCAUCCCCAUUGAAGUCGCCCCCAUCGCCGCCCACCGCGUUCUCCUCAAGCUCAAGGACCUCGGCAGUGUCAACCCAUUCAUCCGCGUUUCCGCAAGCGAAAAGGAAGGCCCCCUCAAGACCGACCAGGGCUUCUUCAUUGUCGAUGCUCCUUUCCCGCCCUUGUUGAUCAAGUCCGAUGUCGCCGCUGGCAAGGAUGUUCAUGGUAAGGAUGGCGUUUGGGCCGUCGAGGAGCUGGCCCGCAAGAUCAACGAGAUUGCGGGUGUGCUUGAGGUCGGUAUCUUCCACGGCCAAACCGGCCCUCAGGCUACUGCCGCUGGCGGUGUUGGUGGACAGCGACCCGUCGCAGCCUACUUCGGUAUGGCCGAUGGGUCGGUCUCCGUUCGCAAGGCCGAGUAG